AUCCCCAAAAUUUCCCUCUUAAGUUAACCCUCACGCUCGUUUUCCCUUCUCGCUGAUACACUCUCUGGUAAACUCCAUCUCUCCUCCUUUUUUUCUCGUGUUUCUAAACCCUAGAAUUCUCUGUCGAAACUUCUAGAAACCUCAUUGUUGGAGCUGCUUUUAUACUUUGGCGCUUCCGAAUUUCUCGUUUUUGAAUUUGAUAAUGGAGUGGAAUCCCGAAACCCUUCAAUUCCUCUCGCAAUGCUUUCUCCACACACUCUCUCCCCAACCGGAACCUCGACGCGCCGCCGAGUCCUCCCUAUCUGAAGCCGCCGAUCGUCCAAACUACGGACUCGCCGUGCUCCGUCUCUUGGCGGAGCCUUCCGUCGAUGAACAGAUCCGUCAAGCUGCAGCUGUUAACUUCAAGAACCACCUCCGAACCCGUUGGGCUCCCUCUAACGAACCCAACGCCGGUCCCGCAUUUUCCCCGAUCCUCCAACCCGAGAAGGACCAGAUCAAAACCCUAAUCGUCUCUCUCAUGCUAUCUUCUUCCCCUCGCAUUCAAAGCCAGCUCAGCGAAGCCCUAGCCGUUAUUGGGAAGCACGACUUCCCCAAAUCAUGGCCGACUUUACUUCCAGAGCUUAUCUCCAAUCUUCAAAAGGCUGCCCAAUCUGCAGACUACGCUUCCAUUAACGGUAUUCUCGGAACUGCUAAUUCAAUUUUUAAGAAAUUUAGGUAUCAGUAUAAAACAAACGAUCUUUUACUUGAUUUGAAGUAUUGUUUGGAUAAUUUCGCGGCUCCAUUAUUAGAGAUUUUUCUUAAAACUGCUUCCUUGAUUGACUCAACUGUUGCUUCUGCUGGUGAUGGUUCCCCUGUGACCCUCCGGCCUCUCUUUGAAUCCCAGAGGUUAUGUUGUAGGAUAUUCUAUUCAUUGAACUUUCAAGAAUUGCCUGAAUUCUUUGAGGAUCAUAUGAGAGAGUGGAUGGGUGAGUUUAAAAAGUAUUUGACAGUGAGUUACCCUUCACUUGACAGCAGUGCAAAUGAGCUAGCAUUGGUCGAUGAACUUAGGGCUGCAGUCUGUGAAAAUAUUAGUCUUUACAUGGAAAAGAAUGAGGAGGAGUUUCAAGGAUAUUUAAAUGAUUUUGCAUCCGCUGUUUGGAGUUUGCUUACGAAUGUGUCUCAGUCUUCAAGCCGUGACAAACUGGCUGUUACGGCAAUGAAGUUUUUAACAACGGUUAGUACGAGUGUGCAUCAUACUUUGUUUGCAAAUGAGGGAGUGAUACCGCAGAUUUGUCAGAGUAUUGUGAUUCCUAAUGUGCGGUUGAGAGAUGAGGAUGAGGAGCUUUUUGAGAUGAAUUAUGUUGAGUUUAUAAGGAGGGAUAUGGAGGGGAGUGAUCUUGACACGAGAAGAAGGAUUGCUUGUGAACUCCUUAAGGGAAUUGCAACUCAUUACAAAAAGCAGGUGACUGAUAUUGUUUCAAUUCAGAUACAAAAUUUGCUGAGCUCGUUUGCUACAAACCCUUCUGCCAAUUGGAAGAACAAGGAUUGUGCCAUAUAUUUAGUUGUUUCGCUCGCAACCAAGAAGGCUGGGGGUACUAAUGUCUCAACUGAUCUUGUGGAUGUUCAGACCUUCUUUACAUCAGUUAUUGUUCCUGAGUUGCAAAGCCAAGAUGUGAAUGGGUUUCCCAUGCUCAAGGCAGGUGCUCUUAAAUUUUUCACCAUGUUUCGUGGUCAGAUACAAAAACCUGUUGCAUUUCAAUUGUUCUCAGAUUUGGUUCGAUAUUUGGGUUCAGAAUCAAAUGUAGUUCAUUCUUAUGCCGCAAGCUGUAUAGAAAAACUUUUGCUUGUCAAGGAAGAAGGGGGAAAAGCAAGAUAUACUUCAGCAGAUAUUACUCCUUGUCUCCCAGUGCUGAUGAACAACCUUUUUAAUGCAUUGAAGUUUCCAGAGUCUGAGGAGAAUCAAUACGUGAUGAAGUGUAUAAUGCGUGUUCUAGGAAUUGCCGACAUUUCCAGUGAUAUUGCUGGACCUUGCAUUGGUGGGUUAACAUCUAUUCUCAAUGAAGUUUGCAAAAAUCCAAAAAAUCCAAUUUUUAACCAUUAUCUUUUUGAGUCUGUGGCCAGUCUUAUCAGACGGGCAUGUGAGAGGGAUGCCUCUCUUAUAUCAGCUUUUGAAGCAAGCCUCUUUCCAAGUCUCCAAACCAUCUUGGCCAAUGAUGUGACUGAGUUCUUGCCAUAUGCAUUCCAGCUGUUGGCUCAGCUUGUUGAAUUGAACAGACCACCCAUAUCUCCAAGUUACAUGCAGAUUUUCGUGCUUCUCCUCUCCCCUGAUUCAUGGAGGAGAUCAUCAAAUGUUCCAGCCCUUGUGCGUCUGCUUCAGGCUUUCCUUCAGAAGGCGCCCCAUGAGCUCAAUCAAGAGGGGAGACUGAACCAGGUGCUUGGUAUAUUCAACAUGCUGAUCUCAUCUCCUAGCACUGAUGAACAAGGCUUCUAUGUGCUUAACACUGUUAUUGAGAAUCUUGAAUUUGGUGUCAUAUCUUCCUAUAUGAGUAACAUCUGGAAUGUCCUUUUUAUGCGCCUUCAAAACAGGCGUACUGUAAAGUUUCAGAAGUCUCUUGUGAUUUUCAUGUCACUCUUUCUAGUCAAGCAUGGGGCCACAAAUCUUGUGGACACGAUGAAUGCUGUUCAGGCCAACAUAUUCUUGGUCAUUUUGGAGCAGUUUUGGAUACCCAAUCUUAAGCUGAUUGCUGGAGCAAUUGAGCUUAAGUUAACUGCAGUUGCUUCCACCAGACUCAUCUGUGAAUCUCCGGUUCUUUUGGAUGCCGCAGCUGCUAGACACUGGGGUAAAAUGCUGGACAGUAUUGUUACCCUUCUUUCACGACCUGAGCAGGACAGAGUCGACGAAGAACCAGAAAUGCCAGAUAUUGCAGAAAAUGUGGGAUAUACAGCCACUUUUGUUAAACUUUACAAUGCUGGGAAGAAAGAGGAUGAUCCUCUGACUGAUAUAAAGGAUCCAAAGCAUUUCUUAGUAGCUUCAUUGGCAAAAGUUUCUGCACUUACCCCUGGGAGAUUCCCCCAGAUUAUCAACGAAAAUCUUGAGCCAGCAAAUCAAGCAGCAUUACUUCAGCUUUGCAGCACUUAUAAUUGCACGAUAGUCUGAAUUGUAGGGUUUCCCUUUCUUCUCUAUUUUGGUGGUCGAAGUUCCGUGCAUUAUCUUGCCAUGCAUUUGUGAGCAAUGGUUGCUUUUGACCCCCAAGUUGAAGGAUCAAAUGUGCUGGUGGUGCUAGAUUUUGCAGUUGCAUUAGCAGUUGCUCACUGAGUACUGCUUUCCCGUGCAGUGGUGGGUGGAUGGUUGUUCCACCGAUUGUGGGCAAAUGAGCCCCUUUUUCUAUUGGUUUUGAUGUCAUUAUUUAUAUGGUGAAAAAAGAGUUGUAGUGUAAAACUUUGCCUUGGUUUUGUUGAAAAGGAAGGGGGGGGGGGGGGCGGGUUGGGUUUGUCAAUGGUUUUGUCAAGGAUUUGAAAGAAGAAAGAAAUUUCGAGGAAUCUGUUUUAGUAACGGAGACUGAAUUUUUGUGUGAAAGUUUCACUCAGUGAUUUUUAUCGCAUCUCCGUCUGAAUAUUGCUGAGCUUGAGAGUUAAAUAGUCUUAGUAAAACCCAAGGUAGCACCGAAGUUAGUGCCUCCAAGUCCAGAGCAAGUACAGCCAGUAGCAGCCGUGGUUUUGCUCUUGUUGUAGAAAAUCAGCACGAAAGGCUACUCGCAUUCUUGGUGGACUUGGAAGACUUGUGAUUCUCUUCUCCGGGCUCUACUUUUAACUUAUUGGGCUUUCUUAUAAGCUUGUGAGACUUUUUCAACAUCAGGCGAUGUAUUUGCACCAAAGUUCGAUUCACUCUUGGCCCAUUGUGGCACAGCGAGUCCCCUUAGUGUCUCUCGAGAACCGUUUCCAAAAUAACAUUGCAAGCGACAUAGAAGCUGUGGCUUUAUAAUAAGAUGCAAUAUGUUAAAAUGUGAAGAGAAUUUGAGAUGUUUGGGAAAGUCUGAAUUUGAAGGUGGGAAGGGUUGUUGUAAUGAAAGAGAGUUUGUUUGUCAUGCUUUAUAAACUAGUUUUAAGUUGGCAACAAACAAUUUGAUAUCUAAUGCUAAUUCCAUGUAUUUCCCA
Molecule: messenger RNA, 4134 nt
Organism: Theobroma cacao (cacao)
Lineage: Eukaryota; Viridiplantae; Streptophyta; Magnoliopsida; Malvales; Malvaceae
Product: cellular apoptosis susceptibility protein, putative / importin-alpha re-exporter
Biological process (GO): protein export from nucleus; protein import into nucleus
Cellular component (GO): cytosol; nuclear envelope
Molecular function (GO): nuclear export signal receptor activity; small GTPase binding
Source: RefSeq, a predicted model, not a curated record